AUGAGUACCCUGCUCUGGAAGUACUAUUUCGAAAAUGACGCAGAGAAUUUUCGACAAGUGCUCGCUCGAGCCACCUACAAUGCCUCCGCGCAGUCUACAAAGGGCGGUGGUGGAGGAAGGGCAGGAAGCGUUGGUAUUGCGGGGAGCCCAGGCGCAACGUUGGGGACAUCACCGACCUUGAGUAAGAGUGCGAAAGGAUCUAGUUGGAGCAAUCAAAGAGCUCCGUCGGGUAGUGCGACGCCGAAGUCGCUUGCGAAUGUGACGUUGAGCCGCGCAGAUGUCAAUUGGAGGGACUCUCAUGGUGUCACACUGCUGCAUCAUAUAGCAUCGUCGACCAACGAGAAUGCAUCGGAGUUCGCCAUUGCAUUGCUACAGCUCCCGCUUCUGGACCUCUAUGUUCAGGAUGAGGAAAGUGGAUGGACCGCACUACACCGAGCUCUGUAUUUUGGCAACAUCACAAUCGCGCGAGCAUUGAUGGACCGGGACAUUCAAGACGCUAUGGAACAUUCGACUAUGGGCCCAUCUCACGCUGCAGGUGGUUUGAUCAAGAUCAAGGAUAGAGAGGGCAACAGCCCUUUCGACGUGUAUGGGGCAUCAAUCACAAGCCGGAACAUCAGACAAGACUCAGGCGCCCCGCUGUUAGCUGGAAGCCAGGAUGAUGAAGACAGUGAAAUGGCUCAGGGUGUCAGCGGAGACACCAAUGAUAAUGACGGCCCAAGCAGAGUAGUUGCACCGAGGACACGAAUCGAAGGAGAUGAGAUAUUCGCCUUUGGCAGUAAUAAGAACUUUACACUAGGGUUUGGGGAUGAGGACGACCGCCAGUUUCCCGAGCGAAUCUUCCUGAAGCGUCCCGACCAUCUAUUACGCCGUCUAUACAACGAGUAUGAGGCUCAGAAUUCUCGCGCGAGCGCUCAAGCUGCGGAGGGACGUUUUCCACCUUCGCAAACCAAUCAACUCCCAGCGCUUGUUCAAUAUCGUCCCAUCGUUGUACAGGACGUUCAGCUGUCCAAGUUGCAUUCCGCCGUUCUUACCACGGACCCUGAAGCCAACUUGUACAUGUGCGGCUUUGGCAAGGGAGGCAGGCUUGGGUCUGGAGAUGAAACCACCAGGUUUGGGUUCAUCAGCGUACAUGGCGGAGGUCUUUUGGGCAAGAAGGUCAUACAUGUUGCGCUUGGACAGAAUCAUAGCAUUGCCAUCUCAAGCGAAGGCGAGACUUUUACUUGGGGCAGUAAUGGCUUUGGUCAACUCGGCUAUGCGCCCAAUACUUCCGCCACCAUGGACGAAGAGCCCACCCAGUUGUUGCCACGACAGGUCUUUGGCCCUCUGAAACGCGAAAUCGUGGUAGGAGCUGCCGCUUCUAGCAUCCAUACUGUGGUACACACAGCCAGCUCUUUGUUCACAUUUGGCAAGAACGAGGGCCAGCUCGGCCUCUUCGACUCCGAUGCUCGCUCGCUUGCGAUCCAGAACACGCCACGAAAGGUCGCCGCAUCGCUCUUCUCGUCUUCCGUGAAGUCAGUAUCAGCUAUUGACAAGGCUACUAUAUGUCUCCUGGAAAAUCACGAUGUGUGGGUUUUUUCCAAUUAUGGCUAUGCGAAGAUGGCGUUUCCACUGGAAGCAUUCUCCAACUACUUUCUGAACAGUAUAUGGGGUGCCAGGGCUGAAGGUGCUGAGAAUCACAUAUGUAAGGUCACUUCUGGUGGUGAUACCAUAUGUGCAAUGUCGAGCAUGGGCGAUGUGUUCACCGUACAUGUCAGCCAAAAGGUAGAGGCUUCAAGUGCUACAUCAUCAACCACCAACCCGUCAAAGAUACGUUUAGCCUUAUCGCCUCCACAGCGCGUCUGGUCUCUGAAGAAAGGUCACAUGGCCGUAAAAGAUGUGGAUGUCAGCCAAGACGGCUCUAUCGUAAUCUGUACAGAAUCUGGGUCAGUGUGGCGAAGGGUUAAGCGUGCCAAGAUCAAAGACGCGAGUGCCGCUGGUCUUGCAGAGUACAAAGCAAAAGACUACAAAUUCUCUCGUGUACCCGGUUUGACAAGGAUUGCGGCGGUAAGAAGCAAUACCUUCGGCGCAUACGCUGCCGUCCGUAGGGAUUGUGAUGUUCUCAAAAUCCAGAUUGACGUCGAGUGCAAAAUGCUGUGGCAGGAUUUGUACCCUCUUCUUCCGUUUCACGGGUUCGCAGAGGAGGACUCCGAGACCGAAGAACCAACACCGCGCUUCUGGAAAUCAAGUCAGCCCAAUGACGUUGCGACAAUCCGAAGGGCUGUGCUGACUGUUCCAGACCUUGAAAAGGAAUUGGCAAGCUAUCUUAGUGAUAGUCUUGGUUCGAAAGAGACGGCGUAUAGUGCCCGAGUUGGGACCACGCUCUCUGACGUCCGCAUCCCCGUUCAUGGUUUUGUCUUGGCAGCUCGCAGCGAGUCCAUGAGGCAAGGACUUGCAAUAUUUCGGAAGCAUUACUUUUUCUCGAUCCCCGAAGUCGUGACGAUCGAGUAUGACAGCGAAGGGAAGACCCUGAUACUCUUUCAAGGCCUGGAUUUUAUCACCGUCUUUAAUCUCGUCCUAUACCUGUAUACUGACUCUGUGGUCGACGUUUGGCAUUACACGAGACACGCGCCGUCAUCAGCCUUCCGCUAUCGUCAAAUUAGGACCGAGCUGAUGAAGAUAGCUUCCGGUUUGGAGAUGCGUAAACUCGAGCAAGCAGUCAGAGUGAUGACGGAACCACCAAAGUCCUUGCACGAAGACUUUGGGUUGGCGAUCCGCCAGCCUGGAUAUUUCGACGACGGCAACGUAGAGGUUGAGCUUGAUGGUAAAAAUGUGAAGGUUCAUAGCGCACUUAUGUGCCAGAGGUGCCCUUUCUUCGAAGGGCUCUUCGAAGGCCGUGCUGCGGGUCUAUGGCUUUCUUCCAGGCGCGAGCAACUGAAAGAACCGGAGGAAGCCAUCAAGGUGGACUUGAAGCAUGUGGACCCUAGUGUCUUCGACUUUGUACUGCGGCAUAUCUACGCCGACACUGAUGAGGAGAUGUUUGAGGAUGUUGUGACUACUGAUUUCGACGCCUUCCUAGACCUCGUGAUGGAAGUCAUGUCUGUUGCGAAUGAAUUGAUGCUCGAGCGGCUCGCCCAGUGCUGUCAGAAGGUGCUAGGCCGAUAUGUUAAUACACGCAACGUCUGCCAGCUGCUGAACGCUGUCGCUCCGUGCUCGGUCACGCAGUUCAAAGACGCUGCGCUUGAGUACAUCUGUCUGAACCUCGAGGGCAUGCUUGAGAACCAUCUCCUCAACGAGCUGGAUGAGGAUCUUAUUCUCGAGCUGGAUGAAGUCGUCCGCCAAAAUCAACUGGCAUGUCUACCAAUUGCAAAAAGCGGCAAGGCCGAAGACGACUUGAUCGAAAAGUAUCCUCAGCUCCUCGAAUUGAUGGCACGAAGUAAACGCAUCAAGAUCGAUUCGGUAUCCUUGCAGACUCGGCUCCCUGAGCGUGAAGCAAAGUCCUCCGGGGGUUCUAAGGCCAAAGCCGCGUUUUUCGAAGAUUUUCAUCAGUCGCCCUCGGUGUCGAAGUCUCAAUCGAGAGCAUCUCGCGAUCGAAACAGCCAGUCCAAGAGCCCUUCUUUGCGGGCUAAGAGCUCUGCCGCGGACCUCAUGUUUGAGAUGGAAGAAGAUGAUGGACCUGAAGCAGAGGCGGCUGACAAAAGCACGCCCGAUCGCCAUCGACGCCACAAAGCCAAUACUCCUGAGUCACUGUUGCCUCCUCCGCAGAUCACCAGGGGCUAUGAAACCGACGAUGGGCGAGCUGCCUCAUCUUCCAGAACAGAGGGCGCCAUCGCAGCUUCAACCAGUCCUUCAUCCUACAAAAGCCAGGGUAACUCCACUGGUAAAUCUCCUGGCGAAAUAAGCAGCAAGCAGCCCUGGGCUCCUCCUUCAAUGACUGCCCUUAAGCUAGACAUGAAAGAUAUCAUGGCCCAAGCGUCCGCCCAUCGGGUAUCGAGUAUUUCAACAGGCCUUUCUUUCCGUGCUAAGGAGAGUGAAGCUUCUACCAGUGGCUUAACUACGAAGCUAUCCCAGAAAGAGCGUAAGAAGCAACAGCAACAACAGCAGCUUCGAUCACCACAGAACUUCCCAACGCCAAGCCCAACUUUAGCGGAAAAUCGAGCACAGAGCGAGAGCUCGGUGUCGCCAUGGCAGGUGGCAUCCACUGGUCCAAAGCUUUCAUUAAAGGAUGUCCUCGGUACAGAGAGCACCAAGUCGCCAUCAUCCGAGGCUAAAAGCAUACCUCGUACCCCAUCGCCACUUACGAUGAGACAAACCGUUCCUGGAAAGGCACCCGCGGCCCGAAGGGCUGCCAGUGGCCCUGCCCCAACGUUAGCUCCGACACAAAACCGCAGCAUCUCAACGCCCGACGCCUCCAAAGCCACAGCCCAAAAUCCGCCUACGGCUUCACGCUCAUCAUCAGUCCAGCAACCAAUCCAAUCGAUCCGCCACAAGCCUCUGCCUGUCGAACCGACUCUCCAACUUUCAAUGUCCGACAUACUCUACCAGCAACAGACGGAGAAGGACAUCAUCAAAGAAGCAGCCGCCAAGAGGAGCUUGCAAGAGAUCCAAGAAGAGCAAGCAUUUCAGGAAUGGUGGGAUGAGGAGAGUCGGAGGGUUAGAGAGGAAGAGGAGUUAGCCGCACGGCCAGCUGCUCGAGGUGGGAGAGGAGCGAGAGGGAAAGUGAGAGGUGGUUCCAGGGGAAGAGGGAGAGGGAGAGGGAGAGGUGACGGAGGUCCUGCGGGCAGAGGAGGGAAGAAAGUUGGGGGUGGACGAGGGAAUGGAUAG
Molecule: messenger RNA, 4800 nt
Organism: Letharia columbiana
Lineage: Eukaryota; Fungi; Ascomycota; Lecanoromycetes; Lecanorales; Parmeliaceae
Exons: 3
Coding region: 1-4800 (1599 amino acids)
Molecular function (GO): protein binding
Source: RefSeq, a predicted model, not a curated record